Messenger RNA from Ostrinia furnacalis (Asian corn borer), 2261 nucleotides. Its product is annotated as peroxidase. The coding region runs from base 1 to 2079 and encodes 692 amino acids. The transcript has 11 exons. Gene Ontology annotation, biological process: response to oxidative stress. Gene Ontology annotation, molecular function: heme binding; peroxidase activity. The record is from RefSeq and is a predicted model, not a curated record. Lineage: Eukaryota; Metazoa; Arthropoda; Insecta; Lepidoptera; Crambidae.
AUGUUCACAGAAGAAGACGGUCCAAUAACCAAAGAACUAGUAACAGAAUGCGUGAAGUGUGGUCGAGACCUGUCCAAAUCCACCAUUCUGCGUGGAAACCAGCUGGUCAAAAAUGGCGUCUGCCUUGACCACUGCACUCCGGCGAUACACCACUUCUUCUCCGCAAACAUUCCUGCUGAUGUGAAGAAGGCAUCCGAGGCGUCUCAGGAGAUCUUGAUGACCACUAAGAUGUUGCAGAUCAAGCUGUGUUCAAGUUCUACAGUAACUCCGAACACAUUUAUGUCGUUCCUCGAGCACCAGGUGAUCAGACACGACGGCAUCUCUUGUAAGCCCGUCAGCGUUCGCUGCGGCAAGAGCCGGUACCGCACCAUCGAUGGGACCUGCAACAACGUGGCUCGACCAGCUUGGGGCAGACGAGGAGCCCCUUUCAUCAGGAUUGCUACACCACGGUACGCGGACGGAAUACACGCUAUGCCGGUAGCUAAGAGUGAGAGAGCUCUACCCAACCCGAGGGUCCUGUCCAGUCGCCUGUUCGCAGACGCGGCGAUACCAAGCCGCGUGCACAACUAUCUGAGCAUGCAGUGGGGGCAGUUCAUCACGCAUGACAUAUCCUUGCAGAUUAUGGAGGUCACUGACAAUGGAGGCAUCCAUUGCUGCAUAGGCGACGGCGUAGACGUAUUGCCACCAGAGUGGAUGAACGACAAAUGCAUUCCUAUCACGGUGCCAGAAAACGAUGCAUUCUACAGAUACUACGGUGUCAAGUGCCUGAAUUUUGUCAGGAGUAUAACUACUCCUAGAGACGACUGUAGCUUGGGAUAUGCAGAGCAGAUGAACACAGUAACCAGCUUUUUAGAUGGUUCCAACAUUUACGGCUCGGAUAAGAAGUUGGCUUCAAAACUGAGGAGCAAGAGAGGCGGCCGUUUGAAGGAAGGAUACAAGGACUACAACAAGCGAGGGUUCCUGCCGACUGCGGAUGACAAGACGGCUAUGUGCGAUUUGCGAAAUAUCUCUGAGCCCUGCUAUUUGGCUGGUGACGGUAGAAUAAACCAAACUCCAACGUUGGCGAUGCUACAUACGCUUUUCCUGCGGGAGCACAACCGAGUGGCAGAUAUUCUCAGCACCCUGAAUCCUCUAUGGACGGACGAAAAGCUGUACCAAGAGGCAAGGAGGAUCGUCAUCGCGGAGAUCCAGCACAUCACCUAUCAGGAGUGGCUCCCCUCAAAUUUUGGUGAAACUUACCUCCGGUACUACCAUAUAACGCCAUCUACACUCUACAGCUACGAUUACAACGAGGACGUCAACCCUGGAAUCAUCAACAGCUUUACUGCAGGCGCAUUUAGGUUCCUCCAUUCUACGAUUCCUGAUACUAUCAUGACUUGCCCGUCAAGCUACUACGCUGCUUAUGCCCACAGACUAAGCGACCACUACCAAAACCCAAGUCUUCUGGAAUCUUCCACGGAAUCUUUCGACGACGUGGUCCGUGGUAUUUUGGCGCAGAGCGCUGCGGAUUCAGACACUUUCUGUUCUUCGCAAAUCAGCAACUUAUUGUUCAAAUCAAGAAACCUCUGGGGUCUGGAUUUGGUCGCAAUGGAUAUCCAGAGGGGCAGAGAUCAUGGCAUUGCAUCGUAUAAUGAUUACAGAGAGCUAUGUGCACUUUGGAGGGCCCGGACUUUUCAAGACUUGAGUGGGGAAAUAUCUCAAGAUAGAAUAUACGCCCUUUCCCAAAUGUACGAGUGCGUGGAUGACGUGGAUUUGUUCGUGGGAGGAGCCAUGGAGCGCCCUGUCCAGGGUUCGAUCCUCGGGCAUACUUUCCAGUGUAUAGUGGGCGAGCAGUUCUACCGGACAAGAGUCGGCGAUAGAUAUUUUUAUGACAAUAGCGAGAUGCCUCAUUCUUUUUCACCAGACCAACUCCAAGAGCUGAAGAAAGCGUCCAUAGCUCGCAUCAUCUGCGACAACACGAAUGUGCUCUAUGUCCAAAGACGCGCCUUCGAGUUGGAAACGCCUGACAACCCUAAGGUCCGCUGCGAAGACAUACAGCGGGUCGACCUCACUGCUUGGAAGACUACACUUUUCGACUAAGUCACUGGAUAGUGAAACUUACUGCUCUUAUGUUAAAGACUAACUUCCUGACUAAGUAUUAAGACUCAAUUCAUAUUCAUAUUGUAUGCGGACAUUUUUUCAUUGAUUCGUAUUCGUUUUUCUUUCGUUAUAAGUCCAAUUUAAGUUGUUAAUUAACUAUGUUUUUUAAUAAACUCUUAAAC